Molecule: messenger RNA, 1197 nt
Organism: Entrophospora sp. SA101
Lineage: Eukaryota; Fungi; Glomeromycota; Glomeromycetes; Entrophosporales; Entrophosporaceae
Source: the annotation of a GenBank genome assembly
AUGGAGAAUAUUUCGAUAGAAGCAUCUUUUGCAAGAGCAAAUAAGUCAUGGUUAAAAACUGCUAAAGAUCCAGAGUCAAGAUGUUAUUGGUUAAUUAACCGUUAUGGAAAAGCACAUUCAUUGUUUUUCGCAGUAUAUUUUGGACCAAGUUUCAUUAGUGUUGACUUGGUAGAUUGUGCAUUGAAAAACGAUGCGAUAUUAUCGCGAUAUUUUCUUCAAGUACUUAUGAAAUGCUAUGGGGAACCCGACGAAAGAUUAAUCGAGCUUAGGUCUAAUUAUAGCAAUAGUAAUAAUUUAGAGAGACACUUUGAAAAGUUGUGGGGCUCAGAUUUACCAUCAGAUGUCUAUGAAAAAUUAUUAGCAGAAGGAAAACGUAGAUGGAAUGGAGAAUUUUAUUUAAAGGGAUCUGCUCAGAUGACUGAUGCAUUUGAAAGUGAAGAGACAUUGAGAAUAGUGUCUAGGGCAAUUAUUACUCACCCAGAAUUAGUUGAAAUUUGGAAAGGAAUUGGUUAUGAGUCAAUUUGUUAUGAUUACAGUGAUUUGGUUUUCCAAAUCUUGUAUACAGAACAUCCUAUGUUAGAAACAAUUCUUGCAAAAUCACAACAUUUCAUCAAUCUAGGAUUCAAGUUAACAAAACCAGCAAUGGUUGAUAUAAUUUGCUCCUUUAAAGACAGAUUGAACAUAAUUGGUGAAAUAAUCAUAAAAUCUUUUCAAAAAAUUAGAAAUAAAAAUAAAUCCACCAUUUUAGAAGAAUGUUUGUUUGAAAUCAUUGGAGGUGGAGGGAACUUGGAGCAAACCACCUGUGUUCUAGAUUUUUUAUUUCAACAAAUUGAAGGAAGUCCAGAAAAUAUUUUUCUAAAAAUUUUAAAACAUUAUGGAAUUGGAGAAACCAGUGUUGCAAAUGUUAAUGUUGAUGAUGAAAACUUGGAAGACUUGAAACUUUUUUCAUUUGAUUUGUGUAUUUAUCAAUGGAUUUUGAAAAAUUUCAAGCCUUAUCCAACUAUUAUAUCAAAAUGCUUUGUUGAAAUUUCAUUAACUAAAAGUUAUGUUGAUUCUUUGGUUUUAGCAGGCAAUGCUGCCAGUUCCUCCUCUACUUCAAAAUUACCACAUUCAAUUUAUACUUCAUUUAUAAAAACAUACUCUUCGCUUUAUAUGCUUUAUAUGCUUUUAUUUGAAUUAUUAUUCAUUCUAUUCUGA